AUGGUCAUGGAAGAGUUCGGUGCCUUGCGUAAACGGAGGAAAGUUAUUGCUAGUGCCAAAUUGGGGUUAACAAGUGGGGACCUUCUUGAACAAAAACUUGAAAGGCGAGCAUUGCAAAAAGGAUUUCUACUUGAGUUCAAGAAAGAUUCUGAAAGAGUAUUGCUAGCAGUUGCUCAAAAACCAGAUGGCAAGAAGAACUGGAUGGUUUCUGAUCAGUCUGAUUGUUCUCUUAUUCUUGUUUGCUACAGAAUGGUGCAACAACUUCCAUUAAAACCACAACAGAUAACUUUUAUUGUUCCUGGUGCUGAAAAUUUUGAUCACACAGAAAUAGCAGAUUUUAUCCAAAAAGCUGAAAAUAAUUUGGAUCACUCUUUGCUUGAGUGUGCCUGGGCUGAGCUUCUUGAGCAGAAUAAGUCGGUAACAGUUGAGGAGUUUGCUGAGAUAAUUUUUGGUAGUGCGGAGCCUCUUGAAAGCUAUUGUUCCCACCUUUUGCUUUCACAAGAUGAAAUUUACUUUACAGUGGUAGAGAAGAGAGGUUCUUUUUCGGUUUAUGGGCCUCGGCCUGCUACGCAGGUAGAGGAACUUCAACGUAGAAAGCUUGCUAAGGAGGCUGCUGAGAAGGAAUUUCAGGAAUUUGUGCAGUUACUGAAAUCUGCCAAGGCAAUGCCUCCAAGUGCAAAUCCCUCCAAAUCUUCCUGGGAGGUUGAUGAGAAAAUUCGACACAGAAUCAAAUCUCUUGAAGCUUAUGCAAUUGAUGCUUGUGAGAAUGAUGAUCAAAAGAAAACUGCUGGGCUGAUUCUCAAGUCGAUGGGACUUGCAAAAACAUCAGCAUCAGCCCUAAAUCUUCUUAUAGACAUUGGAUAUUUUCCAGUCCAUGUCAAUCUUGAUGUGUUAAAAUUCAAUAUCCGUACCGACCAUUCGGAUGAGCUUAUAUCUACUGCUGAAAGGCUUCUUUUGGAGUCGUUGGAUCCAGAUGAAGAGGACAGAAUCGAUUUGACUCACCUUAAGGUUUAUGCAAUUGAUGUUGAUGAGGCCGAUGAGCUUGAUGAUGCACUCAGUGCAGCAAGGUUGAGUGAUGGUCGGAUUAAAGUUUGGAUACAUGUUGCAGAUCCAGCUAGCUUAGUUCAUCCUGGGAGCAUAAUAGAUAGAGAGGCCUUGAAAAGAGGAACUUCUGUUUUCUUACCCACUGCUACUUAUCCUAUGUUUCCUGAGAAACUUGCCAUGGAGGGAAUGAGCUUGAAGCAAGGAUCACUUUGUAAAGCUGUUUCUGUGUCUGUCAUACUUCAUCCUGAUGGAAGUAUUGCAGAAUACACAGUGGAUAAUUCUAUUAUUAAGCCUACUUAUAUGCUAACAUAUGAGAGUGCGACUGAGCUGCUUUACCUAAAUCUAGAGGAGGAAGUUGAACUGAAAAUUUUGUCUGAGGCUGCAGCUCUCCGUCUACAAUGGCGUCGCAACCAGGGAGCAAUUGACACAGCCACAUUAGAGACACGGAUCAAGGUGGAUAAUCCGGAUGAUCCAGAGCCAUCAAUCAAUCUAUAUAUCGAAAACCAGGCAGACCCUGCAAUGCGGCUUGUCUCUGAGAUGAUGAUACUCUGUGGUGAAGCUAUAGCCACUUUUGGAUCUUUGAACAAUAUUCCACUACCCUUUAGAGGACAGCCCCAGUCAAACAUUGAUGUUUCUGCAUUUGCCCAUCUGCCUGAAGGACCUGUUAAGAGUUCAGCAAUUGUUAGAACAAUGCGUGCGGCUGAGUUGGAUUUCAGGAAGCCUAUACGCCAUGGAGUUUUGGGACUCCCCGGUUAUGUUCAGUUUACAUCUCCCAUUCGGAGAUACAUGGAUCUCCUUGCUCAUUAUCAGGCAAAUAACUCAAACCUUAAGGUAAAAGCCUUCCUUAGAGGUGAUUCUGCGCCUUUUUCAGCUGGUCAGCUAGAAGGAAUGGCAUCAAUAGUGAACAUGAACACUAGACUAGUAAGAAGGAUCUGCAGCAGUGCUCUUCGUUAUUGGAUAUUGGAAUAUUUGAGAAGACAACCAAAGGAAGCAAGAAGCGCUUUGAUCCUCAGAUUCAUCAAAGAUAGAGUUGCAGCAUUGCUUUUACUGGAGGUAGGAGUUCAAGCUUCUGCAUGGGUCUCUGUGGGGGUGCAGGUUGGUGAUGAAGUGGAGGUUCAAGUAGAAGAAGCUUAUCCGCGUGAUGAUGUUCUCUCUCUCAAAGAGGUUUUUAAAGCAGAGUAA
This is a messenger RNA of Thlaspi arvense, 2226 nucleotides long. The record is from the annotation of a GenBank genome assembly. Lineage: Eukaryota; Viridiplantae; Streptophyta; Magnoliopsida; Brassicales; Brassicaceae.